CGUGCGGAGCCUACGCCUCGGAGAGCGCCGCAGACCGGCAGUGCACCAGUUGGGCCAGAGGAUGGCGCACCACGACUAUUCAAGACACCCGAGCCCCGGCUGUGUGCCUGCCCUGGCCACGAGCUCACGGAGGCGCGCCUACUCCACAUCCCACCCAGUAUUUCCUGCGUGCACGAGUUUACCUCUCGAGGUCACCAAGCAGGAUUUACGACUGGUCAACAAAAGCACGUGAUUCUCUGCCGUACCCCAUAUUUGGGUGCCUACGUAAGAGAGAAUCAAGUCCAUGUCCCACUCAUUUCCAUAAUUCAUCAUAAAUUGUGCAAGGGUGCUAUAGGACGCGCUAAACCAUACGAGCCACAAAUCAAGCACACAGGUUUAUGCUAUUUUACCUGCAAAUAAUAAAACAACAACCGCAAAUCCUGCAACGAGCAAACGGUGGAAUUGUCAACAAAUGAGCUCCUAUUUUGUGAACUCAUUCUGCGGUCGCUAUCCCAAUGGCGCGGACUUCCAGUUACAUAAUUAUGGAGACCAUAGUACGGGAAACGAGCAAUACAGGGACUCCACAGCCAUGCACUCCAGCAGGUACGGCUAUGGCUACAACGGGAUGGACCUAACAGUCGGACGCGCCGGUGACGGACACUUUGUAGGCGACGAGCGCACACAGGGCUACUCCCCGAGUCACUCAGCGGCGGCGACAGCCUCCGUGGAGCCGGUCAGGUACACCCAGUCCACCGGCAGCACCGGGACCUCGUCUCUGUCUCCCCCACCUGACCCACUUCCGUGCUCCUCGGUCGCCACCUCGUCUCCCGCCACCGAGACGCAUUCUCAACAGAGAGCCGUGAAAAACUCCAUAACGACCCCGUGCUCGAGCUCGAACGCGGGCACGCUGCUGCACGGCCGGGACUGUGCGUCCAAAGCUUCCCCCCUGGACGACGAGAAGCCCGCGGGGAGCGCACCGACAGCUCCUCAGAAUGUCACCGACUCGUCCCAGCCGCAGAUUUAUCCGUGGAUGAGGAAACUACACAUAAAUCACGAUUUGGCAGGACCCGAGGGGAAGAGAGCCCGGACUGCAUACACUCGCUAUCAGACCCUGGAGCUGGAGAAGGAGUUCCACUUCAACCGCUACCUGACCCGCAGGCGGAGGAUCGAGAUAGCCCAUGCCCUCUGCCUCUCAGAGAGACAGAUCAAAAUCUGGUUUCAGAACCGCAGGAUGAAGUGGAAGAAGGACAACAAGCUGAAGAGCAUGAGCAUGGCGGCGGCGGGCGGGGGAGGCUACAGGCCCUGAUAUCCAGUUCCUGCAGCCCUGAUAACGAGCACUAAGAAAAAAAGAAUUAAAAAAAAACUAAGAUUGUCAUGUCAAAAAAAAGUGCAGAGACUUGUUGACGGGCAGACUGCGGGACAGGGGACACCCCACACAGCCCCACUGUAUGUCCAACACCAGUCCCAUUAUAUUCCUUAAUAUUAUUUCCCCUUUUUAUUCCCACCGCGGUAAUGCUUAUGUGCGAAAAGAAAAAAAUGCAUUAUGUACAGUUCUGUCUAGAUUUAGAAAGGAAAAAAAGCAACAAUAAAUGUUUGUUUAAAUUAUUUCUUGUUUGUUCAGACUGAGAAAAAUCUAAAAAAAUCUAAAAAAAAGCCUGAUCUCCUACCUACCAACCUACCUAGCGCAAAUAAAUCCAGUCAAAGUUGUGUGAGCAAUCAGAGCAACAACAGCCUCUAAUAAAAAAGAGAGAUAAGGGUUGAGCUGCCUUUGUGUUUAGCCUUCGAUUUCUAUGUAUGUACUGUAUAUGUAUGUAUUUAUUUGUUCGAUGUGUUGUCCCUUCUUGUCUGACAAACUUGCUUCCAAACGUAGAGCCAGCAGAGUACGUAUAUAAGCCUUGUGUGGUCAUUGUGUGCGUUGUGAAACACAUGUAUGGACAGAGGCGCAGACUCAGUCUUGUGUGUACAGUAGCCGUGCCUUCUUUCUUUUACUUUGUCUUUUUUUUAUUUUUUCGUUUUGCAAGAGCUGCUGUUUGCGUUGUUCACCUGGGCGCAACAUCUCAGUAAAAAAGAGAAAAGUGUUAAGUCUUUGUUUUGGUAGCAGUUUUUUAUGUGGAGGGUCCCACGGUAAAUUCCAUUGCCUAUGUGUAUAACUCCAUCGUGAUAAAGCUUUUUUGUAAAUGUUUUUCAAAGACUGGAAGUCAAGAAUAUACUAUAAUAAUAAAGAUGAUGAUGAUGAUGAUGAUGAUGGUCAUUAUAAUAAACUUUCUACUGGAACGGCAACAUCACAGUGAGUCCAGGUUUUUGUAAAAAAACAAAAAAGGUUUGAGUGCUGUUUGCGCAUUGCCACGACGGGAGAGAGAGGAGCUCCAACUUUUGUCCAAAAGUCCUGCUCGCCACUUUUGUGAUCUG
This is a messenger RNA of Platichthys flesus (European flounder), 2388 nucleotides long. RefSeq names its product homeobox A5a (gene hoxa5a). Lineage: Eukaryota; Metazoa; Chordata; Actinopteri; Pleuronectiformes; Pleuronectidae. Gene Ontology annotation, molecular function: DNA-binding transcription factor activity, RNA polymerase II-specific; RNA polymerase II cis-regulatory region sequence-specific DNA binding. Gene Ontology annotation, biological process: anterior/posterior pattern specification; regulation of transcription by RNA polymerase II. The coding region runs from base 452 to 1285 and encodes 277 amino acids. The record is from RefSeq and is a predicted model, not a curated record. Gene Ontology annotation, cellular component: nucleus. The transcript is spliced from 2 exons.